This is a messenger RNA of Ctenocephalides felis (cat flea), 651 nucleotides long. RefSeq lists its product as uncharacterized. The record is from RefSeq and is a predicted model, not a curated record. NCBI's taxonomy places the organism in Eukaryota, Metazoa, Arthropoda, Insecta, Siphonaptera, Pulicidae. The transcript is spliced from 4 exons. Bases 1 to 651 code for a protein of 216 amino acids.
AUGAUGAAAACAAUAUUGUUGUUACUGGCAGUGUCAUCGAUAGUUUUGCAAGUUUCUACAAAACCUACUAGAAGUCCAUCUGAUGAUGUGGAAGUAAUUGAUGCAAAAAAUGCGGAAAUUGCUGCUAGAUUUCGGCUUUUGGAAGAAGACAUCAUUGGAUCAGGAAAUGAUAAUGACUUCCUGACAGAAGGACAUAAUCCUGGUAAAAGAUCUAUUGGGAUGGAUGAGAGAUGUUUGAAUUUGGGAGGUGAUAGUUGUUCCACUGGAGAUUUACCAGGAUCAGGUAUCGAUGACGAUUACCUGAAUGGUGGAUCAAAUCCUGGAAAAAGAUCUUGGAAUUUUAGACCAACUUUUCACAGAAAUAACCCAUACCAAUAUCUUAUGGGUUCUGGUUUGGACUUUAAUUAUCUAACACAAGGCCCAAAUCCAGGAAAACGAACGUCCAGGAGAUGUCUUAAUAUUGGAGACGACAAUUGUUCCAAUGGAUCUUUACCAGGAUCAGGAUUAGAUGACGACUACCUAAAUCAAGGCAACAAUCCAGGAAAACGUUGUCUAAAUUUAGGAGGAGAUGCCUGUGCCAACGGAGAACUAGUUGGAUCAGGAUACGACGAUGAUUAUUUAAAUCAAGGAGGAUUCAAUCCUGGAAAGUGA